AUGGUGGAUCUGAUUGAUUACGCCGAUAGGGUUAUUGAAAUCGCAAAAAAGAGAGCACGCUUCAGCGAUUCAUCUUGUUCAUCAGAUUCACAAUAUCUAAAUUUUAAUUGGCAAACCCAGAGAUUAGCGUUGGAAAGAUCUAUUCUAACAGGCGUCGAUUAUUCAGUAACUUUUGUAGAAACUCAUAAAGAUAUUGAAAGAAGAAUCGAAGAAGAGAUUCUCAAGAAGGUUGUGGUUUUAGACGACGGAGAUGUCUGUUCGAUCUGUUUACAAGACAUAGACACCGCUGGCGGCGGCGACGAUGAUGAUGGAGCUGCAAGAGUUUUGAACUGUUCGCAUACUUUUCAUUCGGGAUGCAUUUCGAGGUGGAAAAAACGGAAGACUAAUUGCCCUCUGUGUAGACAUGAUAUGCAUAAAGAACAAGAACGACGGCGUACCGUUACACGGCGAAAAGUAGAGGAGAAUCCGAUAAUGAUCAUCGAAUAA
Molecule: messenger RNA, 486 nt
Organism: Papaver somniferum (opium poppy)
Lineage: Eukaryota; Viridiplantae; Streptophyta; Magnoliopsida; Ranunculales; Papaveraceae
Product: E3 ubiquitin-protein ligase RNF181 homolog
Exons: 1
Coding region: 1-486 (161 amino acids)
Biological process (GO): ubiquitin-dependent protein catabolic process
Molecular function (GO): ubiquitin protein ligase activity
Source: RefSeq, a predicted model, not a curated record